Molecule: messenger RNA, 1992 nt
Organism: Colletotrichum destructivum
Lineage: Eukaryota; Fungi; Ascomycota; Sordariomycetes; Glomerellales; Glomerellaceae
Product: Putative carboxylesterase, type B, carboxylesterase type B, carboxylesterase type B, active
Exons: 3
Coding region: 163-1992 (609 amino acids)
Source: RefSeq, a predicted model, not a curated record
CUUUUCUGCAAGGCGGGCCAUUGUUGUUUGGCUAUCAACAAGUCAUUGUUUUUCGUCUCAUGCUUAAUCCCCCAUUUCCUGGGUCGACUUCGACUGUAUCAAACAAGACAGUUCCUGUGCGCAAGUCAUCAUCUGCACUAGGUCGGCACCAAGACGCCUGCGAUGCGGUUCCAGUUGUAUGUUUUUGCUGUCUGGCAACUCCUGGCAGCUGCAACUGCAGGGAAUGGACCUACGGUUGACCUACCGUAUGCCCGUUAUCAAGGGGUCUACAACUCGACGUCGAAUCUCAAUAUCUUCCGGGGCAUCCGCUACGCAGCUCCUCCAACAGGAAAGCUUCGAUGGCAACUACCCCAAGAACCGGAUAGCAGCAAAACGGCCGUCACGCCAGCCGUAUCUGACCCACCGCACUGUCCAUGGUCUCGUCGUUCUCUGCAGUACCCAAAGACAGAAGCUGAAGAGGUUUCCCUUAGAUCCUUCAACGUCACUGGAGACGAGGACUGUCUUUUCUUGAACGUGUUUGCGCCGGCCGACGCAGAAGACCUUCCCGUACUUGUAUGGAUCCACGGCGGCGGCUACAGUCUUGACGAGGCCGCGUCGUUCGACUUUUCCACGCAAAUGGGGACCAACAAUAACACUUAUCUCGCUGUUGUGAUUCAAUAUCGUCUCGGCGCCUUUGGCUUUCUGUCAUCAGCUGACGUCGUGGCUAAUGGGGUCGGCAAUGCCGGCUUGCAUGAUAUGGUCUUCGCGCUCCAGUGGGUGCAGAAGAACAUUUGUAAAUUUGGGGGCGACCCGGGUAAAGUGACGGUCGCAGGGCAAUCGGCUGGUGCUGGAGCGGCCUUAUUGCUGGCUACUACGGAUAUCACCGAUGGGCUCUUCAGUGGUAUAAUUGCGAGCAGCCCAUAUAUCACUACACAACCUCAGUUCGAUGGAUACCGGCCAACGAAGAACUACCAAAUGCUAGCGGAGCGUGUCAACUGCUCAUCCACCGACAGCUCCUCGUCUCUUUUUUCCUGUCUCCAGAACGUAGACUCGGUUUCUCUUCAAAACGCCAGCGACUGGGUGAGCACACAGGGUCGUUACGGACAAUGGGCAUGGGGCCCUGUUGCCGACGGGAAUCUCACCAAGGACACUUUUUCAAAUCGGCUAUCCCACGGGUUGAAGGGGUCCCGUUUGCUGACCAGUAACGUCGCAGACGAAGGCCCAUAUUUCACUCCGCAGAACAUCACCUCCCAGGCGGACUUUGUCUCGUUGUUGCAGUCCAACUACCCCAAGCUGACCGCUUCCAACAUUACGGAAAUACUAGCCACUUACGCCCAGAAACACGAGGACUUCCUCACGGCCAACUCAAAGGACGCAAAUAAUACGGACCCGGGCUUUGCAACGAACGGUCGGGAUGCACCCUAUGCUACCACUGUGUCCAACUAUGCCACAGGUUGGCAGCAAGUAGCCAACAAUUUCUAUGCCGAGGCCACAGUCAUAUGCCCCUCGCAUUGGGUUGCCGACGCAUACGCAGCGAAAGAGGGAGGCCGAGCAUGGCGUUACCAGUUCAGCAUACCACCCGCCUACCACGGCCUAGACGUGGGCUCCGGAUCCGGCUUCGACGUGCUCCUUGCGGAUGUCAACACUCCCAAUACGUCCAUAACUCUACCUCUCCGGCGCGGAUUGCAGACCGCUUGGGGAGACUUCAUCGUCAAUGGGGCGCCAACUCUAAGUGGUUCUGGUUCGUACGUGAGCGUCUGGCCGCAGUGGAGAAUGGGGGGGAACGGAGCCGCUUACAUGUUAAAUGUAAACGUGACAGGAGGAGUGCCAACGGAGAAGGAAUCUACAUUCGACGGCAUGGUCAAGUUGCAAAUCACCAGCUAUUUGCCUGGCGGCGCCAACGACCCACCUCUACAGGAUGCCUUGGACAUUGUGGACGGCGAAAAAUGGGAGGACGGCCGAGGGGAACGAUGCCGCAUGUUAGCGACACUAAGCCAUUGGAUCAACGAGUAG